Molecule: messenger RNA, 2751 nt
Organism: Aspergillus melleus
Lineage: Eukaryota; Fungi; Ascomycota; Eurotiomycetes; Eurotiales; Aspergillaceae
Product: DENN (AEX-3) domain protein
Exons: 2
Coding region: 1-2751 (916 amino acids)
Biological process (GO): regulation of Rab protein signal transduction
Cellular component (GO): cytoplasmic vesicle
Source: RefSeq, a predicted model, not a curated record
AUGGGUCCAUCUCUGAGAGACCACUCCUCUUUCGCCCGUCCGUCGACGCGCGACCGGCCGUCCACCCGCGAUCAAGGAGAAAAUUCGCUGGUCGUUCCUAGUCGCACCUCCUCGCUUCACUCCCGCAUUACGCAACCCAUCCCUUCGCAGUCCAACGUCAAACCCGCCCAGAAGACCCCCAAGACCCUCACUCAUGCCUACAUGGUCUGCGGUGUCGGCCGCGAGCCCUCCCAGUGGGUGAGGGCUCCCGCGCCCGCCCAGGGAAAGAUCGGUCAUAUGAAGGGUGCCGUCGGUCAGUUUUGGUUGCCCGAAAUUCUGGGCAGUAGUCCUCGCCUGGAACAGGACAACGAGAUUGCCAAGUCCUUGCACUCGGCUAUGAGGGCCUGUUUCCCUCACGAUGUCGAGAUCUGCACCGGCAAGACCCAGCCUCACUGCGCCCACCAUGCCUUCGUUCUACAGCAGGAUUCGUCUCACACUCUUUACGGUAUUGCCUUGCGCGUCUGGUCCCGAGCCGACGAGAAGCGUGCCGAAACCAUCCGGGAACUCCGCAAGAAGACCGAGCCCGACUUCUACGAUAACCCCGAGGAGAUCUACUGGAUUCCCUACUGCUUGAGUUUCCUCUCGAGAUAUCCCCUGUACGACCUGCUCGGCGACUACCUGCGCGGCAUGUGGAUUCACUGGAACAAGGCCACCAAUUUGUUCCACGCGGAGGAAGUGUCGAGGAUUCUGAGCUUCCCCGCCCCGCGCCUGAACGACCUGGUCCGCAUCGAUAUGAAGGAUUAUGCCCUCUGCUACCAAUUCCCCUCGUCUCCCACGGGUUUCCAGAACUUUGCCAUGUGGCCCCUGUUUACCUGUCUGUCCAUUCCCAACAUCGUGGGUGUUAUCGAGGCCGCGGUGUCGCCGACCCGCCGCAUCAUCUUUGUCAGUCACUACGCCGCCAUGCUCACCAUCGCCGCCGAGACGAUCCGAUACUGCGUUCGGAUAUACGAGUGGAGCGGGUUGUACGUGCCGGUGGUCCAUGCCCGUCACAUUAAAGACCUGGUCCAAGAACCCGGCCCGUACAUUCUGGGUGUCACGGCGGAAUGCCGAACCCUGUUCAACGCCCCGUCGGAUGCCUUGGUGGUGGAUCUAGAUCGCAACUUUGUGCUGACGUCGAGCCCACCUAAUGUCCUCAACCCCGGACAGCGAACAAAGUUCAUCAACCGGUUGACGCAGGCGAUGAACGGCGACGUCUCGCCCUCCGGCGUGCCCAACCACCUCCGAUCGGCCUACGCCGGCGGCAAGCUGAUCCCCGCGGGGCAGAUCAUCGUGAUGCGAGGCGAGGUUGAAAGCGUCCAGGAACCGUCGUGGUGGAACCAGGACUCCGUCAUGGGCGUCAUGGACCACGUUUGCGAGAAGUUGGGCCGCAACACGGGUAUGAAGGCCAUCUUCGGCGGUUCGGUCAAGAAGCCUCUCAUGACCAAGGUGUCCAUGCGCCAUCUGAACGAGAUCGUCCGCGAGCGCAACCAGUACUCGCGGGAUGCCAUGGAGGCCUGGCAGGACUUUAUCAACCUCAAGGGCCGCAUGGACACCGAGCUCAGCAAGGUCACCAAGCGCAACAACUUCCUGGUCGAGGAAUUGGAGACCUGGAAGCAGCAGUUCCUCAAGUUCCAGACCUUCGCCGAGCAGCUCACCAAGGAGACCUCCGAGCUUAAGGUCAAGAUCGAGAACCACAAGCGUGAGAACCGUCGCCUCAGCGGUCUCAUCGACCAGCAGAAGGACGACGCCGCCCGUCUCACUCUGCGCCUGUCCGGAACCGAGAAGCAGCGGGACGACGCCCUGGAGGCGCUGGUUCUUCAGCAGGAGAUUGCCGAGGAGUUGGAGCGCGAGAGGAAGCGCAACCAGAAGGAACUCGCCAGCCUGCAGCACAACAACGCCAACCUCCUUCGCCAACGCGAUGAUGCUCAGCGUGUGGUGCUCCACCUUCGCAGCCUGAUCAACGGCCAGUCUCACCACAUGGAGCACAUUGUUCGCUCCAUUGGUAGCUCGGCCGACCUCUCUGAUCUGGCCCAGCAGGAGUCCGUCGAGGAGAAGGCCGCCGUCACUGACGCAUCCAAGUUCGAGGAACCGGCUGUCGCCGAGCCUCGCCAGGAGGUCAGCCGCAGCAGCUCCCGGUCCGAGACCCGCGGCGCCACGACGGGCCCAACGAGGGACAUGAACCCUGAGAUGGAACAGCAUCUCAUGAGCCUUGGUAAAGGUGACAAGCGCCUUGCCCGUUUGAGCAUUACUGAUGUCGCAGAUCGCUACCUCCGGGACAAGACCGAUGCGAUCUCGGACAUCAUCCGCAGCAUCAGCGACCAGUGCGCCGCCGCUGUGGAGGGCCUCCACCUGGCUCAGGAUGCCGAGCUGGACGACUCCGAGGAGCCCGGCAAGGAUGGAGACCGCCUGGCCCCUCAUGGCGAUGACCACCGCGAAGGCAGCGAGAUGGGGGACUCCCUGCACCCUGACCACCGACACUCGAGCGUGCCCCCGACGCCGGACCUCGUCCACAACCGGUCGAGCACGUCGAUGUCGAUGGUGAGCAACUCGACCUUCCCGGAAAGGUCGAGCCAGCAGUACGGACCAGGCGAGGUUCCGACGCGAAUCGUCGAGGAUGAUGACGAGCACGCCAAUGACACCGAUGGUCUUGAUGACCACACCGAGACCGGCACCCUGUCGAAGCAGGGCAGCGAGGAUCUCAUGCGCACCAGCAACCCCCGACUGGUCGCGUAA